Halichondria panicea is the source of this 761-nucleotide messenger RNA. RefSeq lists its product as uncharacterized. The transcript is spliced from 5 exons. Lineage: Eukaryota; Metazoa; Porifera; Demospongiae; Suberitida; Halichondriidae. The coding region runs from base 155 to 592 and encodes 145 amino acids. The record is from RefSeq and is a predicted model, not a curated record.
GUGUUGGUGUGUUGAAUAACUUUCUACAAAAUAAAAUACCAUUGUUCCUGUGGGAGCAUGGUAUUAUGUACAGUUGAUCUAUACAUGUAUCAACUACAACAAUUACUGUAGGAAGCAUAACUAGCCAGAAAAACUGUUUGUAGCUAGUGAAAGAAUGGAUAACAUCCAAGAGCCACCACCAUCAUAUGAGUUCAUUACAAGAGAGCUUAUGAAAUUGUCAGACCAGCCACCACCUUACGAGGCCCAUGUAGAUAAACAAAGGGGCGUGAACUCAACACAGAAUGGGCGUGGCAUUACAGACAUCAAUAUUCUAAGAGUUGAGUACGAGGCCACCCGCAUCCAACCAGAGAGGAUGAUCAUAGUGUCGCUAGUGACAACGCUAGUGUGUCUGCUAUUGUGCUCAUGGAUGUGUAGUUUGGGUGCCCUGUAUUUGAGUCACGAGGCACUGAAGUCCAAGCACAAUGGAGAACACAAAAGGGAGAGAACACUAGUACGCUACGUCACUGUGCUCAACAUCUUCUCUCUUGCGUCCGGCGUGGUGAUUCUUAUUACCAUGAUUAUCGUCAUGGUGGACCUACCGAAACUACACUAGAUAUUAUUAUGUCAAUAAAUUAGGCUUAGGAAGCCUCUCACUUGUAUACCGUGCAUGUGAUGCGAAAAACACAUUCCAUAGUCAUAUUACAGCUGAUUGCUUCCAUAACGGUGGACCUACUAAAACAGUACCAGGUUAUGCACAUGAUACUUAAACGGUUCACAUCUCA